AUGGCGACUCCAAGACGAGCUCCGUUGAGAAGAGGCACAAUGGCAGCAAGCAAUCGAAACAUCGCCAUCGACGGGAAAAUGGCGACGGCGAAAGUCCCACCGGAGGAGGCGGCGGCGGCGACGACGGUGAAUUGGAAAAUUUCAUUGCACUAGCACCGGACGAAGCGGAUAUUUAUAACUUUUCCAACAAUCUCAUCAACUCGGUGGAUAAUGCUGCUGGUGGUGGAGGCCGUGGCGGUGGAUCCGAGAAUGCAAAUGAACUGAAUCCGUUUAAUGAAUUUCUUAAUCCUCGGCACUCGUCGCACCAGCAGCAGCAACAGCAUCGACGGAUGCAGGGAAAGCAACAGCUGCCGGAAGAUCCUUGGGGUUUGGAUCUGGACGAGCAGUUGCCACCCCCGGAGGAAGCUCAGCCAGAGGAGGAGGAGGCGGAUAACGAGGUGGAAAAGAGCAAAUAUCUGCCGAGUGGUUCCAGUCUUGAGCCAGUGAACCGAAGCCAACAGCCGGCUGGUGGGAGUCCACUGAUGGCAAGCAGUAUCGAUUUCCUCAACUCCAUCGACGGUGGCUAUCUGCUGUCGAACGGGAUUAUCGACGAGAAAGGCACCAAAUUGAUAGAUGAUAGUGGCCUGUCGACGUUGAAACCGGAUGGUACCGGAAAUGAUGACGGGGUUGACGGAGGUGGAGGGGAAGAUGUAAGCAAUGAUGACAUUUUCGAACAGAUGCAGAAGAAAGCCAAAUCCUAUCGGUUGAAACUGUACAAGAAGCACAAAAACUUCAAGCACAGCCAUCACCAUCGAGGCGGAUACUACCAUCCGAUGUAUCAGCAUCAUCACCAUCACUACUCUCGGCAAAAAAUGCUCGAACGGGAACGUGAUCGUUGGAAGCAAAUACAAGAGCCACCGAUGACCAAGGUAACCAACCAAGGCCAGGUUCGAUACUAUCAAAGCACCAACAAACUGGAGACAAAAGAAGACAUUAAGGCACAUCUCGAUGGCCACUCCACCAGCCGCGAGCAGUGGCCCUAUUUCGAUAAGGUUAUAAACUCCCUGAACAAGGACCAACAGCAGGACCAUGUGCCACCGUUCAUAAAGAAGUACAAUCGUCGGACUCAGCAGUUGAUUGAUUUGUUGGAGGGAACCAUUGCUCCGAUGUCGGAGUACGGCCAACGUCAUCACGAAAGGAAGUAUAACCGAAGGAAAAAUCCCCUGGAAGACCUCUUUGAAGAACAGCGCCCCAGCCCGAAUAAUCUUGGACUGCAGCGGAACUACAUCCAGGAAACGAUACAAUCUUCAACCGCACACUCGAAUUCACUUCCGGGCGAAGGAAUCCACAUCAUCUACGACAAGAAGCACAUGGAUGAUGGCCAUGCCUACGGGCAUCCGACAAUGGCUGCCGAUCAUCCCUACAAACUUUCCUCCCGAGCUGGCCAGUUCGUUUACCACCGGGUGGCUUCCCCACAGCCCGUGGGAAACGGAUACGGUCGCUUAAAGCGCCAGCGACUUCCAUUCGUGGCGAUAACCGAUCGCCGCCUGGGAUCCCCUCCGAAGCGUCGCCCCAACAACAGCAUCUCCAGCAGCAGCAGCAACAGCAACUCCGGCAGCAACAAUCUACUGAAUCACCAACCGAUGCCUUAAGCUAAGCACACACACACACACACACUCUGACACAAACAUGAACACCACUCUAUGAAAUCUCGAUGAAAACAAAAACACACAACACUCUCUGCGGUCCCGGCUCGGCGCCGGGAUACGCGUUCAAGGCAGCUGCUCCUUUCUAGAAACCUCGCUUUCUAGAAAAGACACAUACACUUUUCGUUUUGUGUUUCUUUCCAUUGCUACGGCAAUUUUCUUGCGAGAUAUAAUGAAACUAAACUAAUGACACAGCAGAAGAAAAAAAAACACUCACCCCCGGGAGCUGUCCUCCGCUUGUUGAUUCGCCGCCACUGCCACCACCGUCACAAAAGCCACGCACUCGUCUCUGCCUAUCGAACAGUGCUUGAUUACACUCAUCCACCUCGAUGUGGCACUUCCGAAAAUUGCCGAUUGCAAAAGAAAAUCUCCACAACAAUAGGUACCUACAAGUGUCACUUUUCUUCCUCCUGGCACCAAAGCGAGAUCGGAUUCACUUUUCCUCCCUGCCCCUGCUGCGAUCGACGAGACUUGCUUUGUUCGAUUUGACGAGCGCCCUUUGAC
Molecule: messenger RNA, 2189 nt
Organism: Ochlerotatus camptorhynchus
Lineage: Eukaryota; Metazoa; Arthropoda; Insecta; Diptera; Culicidae
Exons: 3
Source: RefSeq, a predicted model, not a curated record